Messenger RNA from Cyprinus carpio (common carp), 2927 nucleotides. RefSeq names its product protein-glutamine gamma-glutamyltransferase 2-like. Gene Ontology annotation, molecular function: protein-glutamine gamma-glutamyltransferase activity. Bases 143 to 2179 code for a protein of 678 amino acids. The record is from RefSeq and is a predicted model, not a curated record. The transcript has 13 exons. Gene Ontology annotation, biological process: peptide cross-linking. Lineage: Eukaryota; Metazoa; Chordata; Actinopteri; Cypriniformes; Cyprinidae.
UGACCGUGAGGUCUUUACGCGCGCGUGGGCGUGACGUUCUGACGCGCCGCUCCGGACAAUAAAGACGCGCGUGUGAGAGCGAGCGCACACUGAUUUGACUGGUUACAGCUGGACCAGCGCAACAUUACAGCACAGCAUUAACAUGGCUCUGGACAUCGGCACCUGGGAUCUGGCGUGUCAGUUCAAUAACACGGAUCACCACACGGAGCUGAACGGCACGGAUCGGCUGAUCGUACGGAGAGGACAGGCCUUCACCAUCAACCUGUACCUGAACUCUGGCUCUUACCAGCCCGGAUACAGUCAGCUGCACAUCACUGCAGAGACAGGCCCUCAGCCUGAGGAGCAGUAUGGCACCAGAGCCGUGUUGGGCCUCAGCGAUGAGAUCGACGACACGCGCUGGAGUGCAGCGGUCAGCAGUCCGUCCGGAGACACUGUUUGUCUUUCUGUCUGCGCCGCUCCUGACGCUCCCAUCGGCCGGUACGUCCUGACUCUAGAUGGGCACAUCCAGUUCGACUUUAUUCUGCUCUUCAAUCCCUGGUGCCCAAGAGAUGUGGUCUACAUGGACAGUGAGGAGAAGCUGGCCGAGUACGUUCUGGCCCAGGAUGGGAUCAUCUUCAGGGGCGAUGUCGAAUACCCAGUCCCUUUGGCCUGGUAUUUUGGACAGUUUGAGGAGGGCAUACUGGAUGCUUGUUUGAGAAUCCUGGACAUGAACCCUAAACACAGUAGGAACCCUGGGAAGGACUGUUCUGGACGCAGAAACGUCAUUUAUGUCACAAGAGUGCUGAGUGCCAUGAUCAACAGCAAUGACCGGGACUACGGUGUGCUGGAGGGCUGCUGGAAGGACACGUUUGAAGGCGGCGUGAGCCCCAUGUCCUGGAGAGGAAGUGUUCAGAUCCUGAGGACAUGGAGCAGCACUUCCUGUCUGCCACUGCCAUACCUCCAUUUCUGCAUCCUUCCACCCUACGACUUAACAGUGUCUCGUGCUCUGGGAAUCCCAUGCAGGGUGGUAACAAACUUCUAUUCUGCCCAUGAUACCAACAGCAACCUUGUAAUCGAGCGUUAUCUCAACGAGAAGGGAGAAAUAGACAGCAGCACCAGAGAUAUGAUAUGGAACUACCACUGCUGGGUCGAGAGCUGGAUGACGCGACCCGAUCUCCCUCCGGGUUUUGACGGCUGGCAGGCGAGUGACCCGACGCCGCAGGAAAAAAGAAAAUGCGUGUUCUGCUGCGGGCCGGUUCCUCUGCGGGCGAUAAAAGAGGGUGAGCUCACCUUCAAAUACGACGCACCAUUUGUGUUCGCGGAGGUGAACGCAGACUUAGUGCACAUCCUGAAGUAUAACGAUGGGAGCACAAGGAAAAUCGUGAAUGAACAAAAAGUGGGGCAGAAGAUCAGCACCAAGAGCGUAGGCCGAGAUGCGAGAGAAGACAUCACACACCUGUACAAAUAUCCUGAAGGUUCUGCGGAGGAGAGGCAGGUUUUCGAGAAGGCAAACCACCAGAGCAAGCUGCAUCAGCAGCAAGCGAAGCCUGGGCUGCAAAUCACCAUCAAGCUGUCGACGGGGAUCAGGAAGGGCUGCGACUUUGACGUCUUUGCAAUUGUGACCAAUAACACUGAGGAGGAUAAGAAGUGCCGUCUGGUGUUUGCGUCACGCGCCGUGUCGUAUAACGGCGUCAUCGGCCGCGAGUGCGGCUUCAAAGACCUGCUCAAUUUGGAACUGGCUCCUGGAGGAGAGAGGAAGGUUCCUCUGAGGCUGAACUACAGUCAGUACUGCAACAAUCUAACAGAGGACAAUCUCAUCCGUCUGGGCGCUCUGCUGAUUGACUCCAGCACCAAGGAAGCCGUCAUGGCCAUGCGUGACAUCGUGUUGGACGACCCCGAGAUCAAAAUCAGGAUUCUGGGAGAACCCAAAGAGAAGCGUAAGCUGGCGGCGGAGCUCACUUUACAGAACCCACUGCCAGAAACCUUACAAGGCUGCUGCUUCACCAUCGAGGGCGCAAACCUCACCGGCGGCAGCAGCAUCACCGAGAAACUGGAGUCACCCAUCGAACCCGGGCAGGAGGCAAAAGUCAAAAUCUACUUCACUCCCACUCAGUCAGGCCUCUGCAAACUCGUGGUGGAUUUUGACAGCGACAAGCUGGGCCAUGUUAGAGGAUACAAGAACGUUAUCAUCGGGAAAUGAGACCCUUCGAUGGUGGAGAACGGAAUGUGAAAUCAUCUAUUUUCCCAUGUACUUGUCAGUAUUCACAGAGUAUUACGUUAUCUUUUAUAUACUGUAUUUUUCUAAGAAUGUGAAAAGCCAAGCUAGGCAAUAUGCAACAAUAAAUGUCAAGAAAUCCUUUCAUUUUUAGGACGCUGAAACAUGCACAUUCCUGGAUGUGUUUGGAGCCACAUUGCAUUGUGGGAAAUAUCAUGCUGUAAAAACACAAGAAUGAAAAUUAUGCAUGCAUAAAAGAGACAGUAGUUUGAGAGAGUAAACAUUUUAUAAGCCAUUUUUAUGUUUUUAUAUAUAUAUAUUACAUAUAUCUUUAUAUUCAGCUGUAGUUUGAGAGAGUAAACAUUUUAUAAGCCAUUUUUAUGUUUUUAUAUAUAUAUAUUACAUAUAUCUUUAUAUUCAGCUGUGACUUAUUACGUUUUUAAUCUGUUUUCAUUUAAAGACCUCAUAUCAUGAAAAAUCUAAUUAGAAUUCUUGAAAAGUGUAAAAAGGUUCUUUUUUGAAACUAAGCAGCCAGUUUCACUCUCAAAAGUGGCAUCUGUUUGUUUACAUUAAUCAUGCAAAUUUAUGAUGAUGCCCAUUGAAUGAGUGUCCACUAUGACUUUUUUUUUAUGUCCAAAAAAAAGCAUUACUAACAAUUUUUGUAUCAAUUUUAUUUUGGUUCUAAAAUUGGUAUGACCCCAUUAAAAGGUUUUUCUUCCGUUGAAUGAUUGCA